UUGGGCUUUCCUGACGCGGUCGGCCAGACCCUGGAGUAGCCGGCGGGUGGGCAGGAUAAGGGUCGGGUAGUAGUUAAAGCAGUGGCGGCGCCCGGAGGGGUGGGUGAGGGUCGGAGGGUCUCUGAGCUAGUCAGUGAGCUCGGCGCUUGAGAACGGACGGGGAAGGCGGCCCGCGGAGCCGAAGCCCGGGCCGAGGCGCUGAGACGCGGCGGCGAGGCUGCCGGCUGGAUGGGAAGUUAAUGUUUACGGCGGAGUCCACCCAACGUUUCCAAGGUGGCGACAGACAAGGUUGCAGAAAAACUGAGUUCUACUCUCUCAUGGGUGAAGAACACAGUAUCACAUACAGUCAGUCAGAUGGCCAGUCAGGUGGCAAGUCCAUCUGCUUCAUUACACACUACAUCAUCAUCUACCACACUAUCCACGCCAGCCCUUUCACCAUCUUCCCCUUCACAGUUGAGUCCAGACGACUUAGAACUCCUGGCUAAACUGGAGGAACAAAAUAGAUUGUUAGAGACGGAUAGUAAAUCUUUAAGAUCUGUAAAUGGGUCAAGAAGAAACAGUGGCUCCUCCCUUGUAUCAAGUUCAUCAGCCUCUAGCAACCUCAGCCACCUUGAAGAAGAUUCUUGGAUUCUUUGGGGAAGAAUUGUUAAUGAAUGGGAAGAUGUACGCAAAAAGAAGGAAAAGCAAGUUAAGGAGCUUGUUCGUAAAGGGAUACCUCACCAUUUUAGAGCAAUAGUUUGGCAACUUUUAUGCAGUGCACAAAGUAUGCCAAUUAAGGAUCAGUAUUCAGAACUCCUGAAAAUGACCUCACCUUGUGAAAAAUUGAUCCGUAGGGACAUUGCUAGAACUUAUCCUGAACACAAUUUCUUUAAGGAAAAAGACAGCCUUGGACAGGAGGUUUUAUUUAAUGUAAUGAAGGCAUAUUCUUUAGUGGAUCGUGAGGUUGGUUACUGUCAAGGAAGUGCUUUUAUAGUUGGAUUGUUGCUUAUGCAGAUGCCUGAAGAAGAAGCUUUCUGUGUAUUUGUUAAAUUAAUGCAAGAUUAUAGACUUCGUGAACUUUUUAAGCCAAGUAUGGCAGAAUUGGGCUUAUGUAUGUACCAGUUUGAAUGCAUGAUACAGGAGCAUCUUCCAGAGCUCUUUGUACAUUUUCAGUCUCAGAGUUUUCAUACCUCUAUGUAUGCAUCAUCCUGGUUUCUGACUAUCUUUCUUACAACUUUUCCAUUACCAAUUGCAACAAGGAUAUUUGAUAUCUUUAUGUCUGAGGGUUUAGAAAUAGUAUUUCGAGUAGGAUUAGCGCUUCUUCAAAUGAAUCAGGCAGAACUGAUGCAACUUGACAUGGAAGGAAUGUUACAGCACUUUCAGAAGGUCAUUCCACAUCAGUUUGAUGGUGGUCCAGACAAAUUAAUCCAGUCAGCUUACCAAGUCAAAUAUAACUCAAAAAAAAUGAAAAAGCUUGAAAAGGAAUAUACUACAAUAAAAACUAAAGAAAUGGAAGAGCAAGUUGAAAUUAAAAGGUUACGCACAGAAAAUAGACUUUUAAAACAGCGCAUUGAAACAUUAGAAAAAGAAAGUGCUUCCUUGGCAGAUAGAUUGAUACAGGGACAAGUGACAAGAGCCCAGGAGGCUGAGGAAAACUACCUCAUAAAACGGGAGUUGGCCACCAUCAAACAGCAGAGUGAUGAGGCCAGUGCUAAACUGGAGCAAGCUGAAAAUACCAUCAGGAAGCUCCAGCACCAACAACAAUGGCAUAAAUGCAGUUCCAGCUACAAUGAAGAUUUUGUGCUGCAACUAGAGAAGGAAUUGGUCCAAGCCCGUCUGAGUGAAGCUGAAUCUCAGUGUGCACUAAAGGAGAUGCAGGAUAAAGUCCUGGAUAUAGAGAAGAGAAACAACUCCUUUCCUGAUGAGAAUAACAUUGCAAGGCUUCAGGAAGAGCUCAUUGCUGUGAAACUGAGAGAAGCAGAAGCUAUUAUGGGUUUGAAGGAACUUAGACAACAAGUCAAGGAUUUAGAGGAACACUGGCAGCGCCACUUAGCUCGUACUACCGGGAGGUGGAAAGACCCACCUAAGAAAAAUGCUGUGAAUGAGUUACAAGAUGAAUUAAUGACCAUUCGACUUAGAGAAGCUGAAACUCAGGCAGAAAUAAGAGAAAUAAAACAAAGGAUGAUGGAAAUGGAAACACAGAAUCAGAUCAAUAGUAACCAUCUUCGAAGAGCAGAACAAGAGGUGAUCAAUCUACAUGAGAAGGUGCAGUAUCUUUCUGCACAGAACAAAGGACUACUUACUCAAUUAAGUGAAGCAAAGCGCAAACAAGCAGAGAUUGAAUGCAAGAACAAGGAAGAAGUGAUGGCUGUGAGACUCCGGGAAGCAGAUAGCAUAGCUGCUGUGGCUGAAUUACAGCAGCACAUUGCUGAGCUGGAAAUCCAGAAAGAAGAAGGAAAGCUUCAAGGACAGCUUAACAAGUCUGAUUCUAACCAGUAUAUUAGGGAACUGAAAGAUCAGAUAGCAGAGCUGAAUCAUGAGCUCAGGUGCCUAAAAGGUCAGAGGGUCUUCUCAGGCCAGCCUCCUUUUGAUGGAAUCCACAUUGUCAACCAUUUAAUAGGAGAUGACGAAUCAUUCCAUUCCUCUGAUGAAGAUUUUAUAGAUAAUUCCUUACAGGAGAGUGGUGUUGGUUUUCCUUUGCACAGAAAAUCUGGCCCAACGUCUUUGGACACCACUGUGGCAGAUGGUAGUGAAAGCGAAACAGAAGACAGUGUGCUGGAGACCAGAGACAGCAACCAUAUGGCUCGAAAGGAGCAGCCCCCAAGAAGAGAGUCAUACUCAACCACUGUCUGACCAUCACUGUGAACUAGACUGUGGAGUUUUUUAAGGGAUCAGUUAUCAUAUGAUUAAGGGUUUUUGGAACAUAUCAGUUUCACAUGUACAUACAUAUAUACAUAUUUACAUACAUAUAUACACAUAUAUAUAUAUAUAUUUUGCUGUCUUCCUUUUUAUCUUUGCCAAAUCUUCACCACUGACUUACCAUUGCCAUAAAGUAGACUUGAAUAUGGUUAAUGGGAAAAAGAUUCUAACAGUAUUACUGAAUAUUAAUGUUUCUUGUUUAGAAAUGUAAUUAUGUCUAUAUGUGGGAAGCAUUUUCAAGUUUAGAAUGAUGGAAAAUUGAAUUUUCUUCAGACAAAACUGCUCUUGUGCAAUAUUUCAAGCUCAUUCAACAAACUGAAUAUUUACGUUUAUCAAUUUGUUUUUAUAGCAGCUAUCUACAAAUAUUUGACCAAGAUAUACAUCUAACUUAUCUUGUGUUUUUGUGUUGAGGGAAUUUUUUUUCUAGUUAAAAUUACUGUUUUAGUAGUAGGCCACUGAAAGCUUCCAGCCACAAAGCCUUUUUUCCAUGUAAUUUUACAAACACAAAUUAAUGGUCAUCUGUCUUGAGAGUUUUAAGUUUUGUUUUAAUUUCUAACUUUUAUGUGCAUAUAAUACUUCCAGGUCGUUGCCUGCUGGUCAGAGGAGUAGGUUAACUAUAAGUAAAUUGUGUUUUUGUCCAUAUUUAUAAAUCACCCAACACUGAACAUCAUUUUAUAUGGAGAAUGUAUGUGUUGCAAAAUGACUGCCUUUCAGCAUUCUAACAGGACUUCUGUAAAUAAUAGUUUAAAAGAAAAUUGAAAAUGAAACCAAACACUAAUAUUUUAAUAGCUUUAGUAUUUUGCUUAGCGUUCAACACUAGCAGAUUCAUAAGUUAACUAAUGCUUGUUCAAAAACACUAUUGGCGAUAUAUUUUACUUCAUGUGUAUAUAACUAAUAAAUUUUUCAUGAUGAAAGAGGUUAUAGCACGUAUUACUUAGUGCUAAUAUCUACUUAAUGUAUUUAAGCAAUGGACUGAUGUCCAAGAUACACAAAAAUUAUAUCUGCAAAUAAUCUACAAGCAUUAUCUUCAGAUUCUCUAGUUACUAAUCAUAGAUAAAGCCAUAAGAAUUCUUUCCUACCAGUUCUUCCUUUUUAUCAUCUAGACUUUUUUUCCUAGAAGUCUGAAUGCCUGUCGUUGAUAAAUUGGUGGAAAUACCAAAUUACACUUAGAUUGUGUAAAAAUAACAAGAAUGUGUUGACUGGAUGCUUUCCACUCUCAUUUUCAUCAGCAGCCUAUGGAAAAAACAAUAGCCUUCAAGGAUAAGAGGAAAGUAGAAUUCUGUAUAUAUGGAGAUACAACUUUGCACAAUACAUUGCAUGCAGGAAAAAAAAUGUAUAUGACAGAAUGGAUUCAAAGAGACAAAAUAGUUUUUUAUCUAAACAUAGGAGUUAAGCCUUAUGGCAUAUCACAGAUUAGGCUUUUCCAGAAAGUCUUUUGCUUGGGAAACAAGAUUGAAAAUAUGCCUGUUUUGUCCAUAUUUCCAGACUAAAUUCUAGUGAUUCAUUUAUCUAUGGUCACAAAUUCGUAAGUAGCAGAGCUAAAAUGUUAAUUGGUAUCUCUGACACCAAACUGAAAAGACCCAGCUAAUGAGUUUCUCAAUUCUCUACUUUUCUGACAAUGUGAUUGAAAUGUUUCCUGAAUAUAUUAUAGAUCUAUAUCUAUGUAUAGAUACUAGUACCAACAUUCAUAAACUCUACACAGCUUAUGAGUGUAGAUACUGUUACUAGAAUCGUCUGACUGGUGCUUUUGGGAUUCUCUUUUGGGGUUCAUUACUGUUAGCCUAGAUGCUGUUGAUGCCCAUCAACAGGUAAAAUGAGAUGAGUCAUGGCUACAUGAUUGUUUUGACCCCCACAUCAAGAAAUCUAAAUGAUCUAGACCAAGGGUCAGCAACUACAGCCCAUGAGCCUAUUCAAGCCAGCUUCCUGUUUUUACAUGACCUACAAAGUAAGAGUGGUUUUUAAUUUUUAAAUACUUGGGGGGGGUAAAUUUUAAAAACAAUAAUGUGUCACAUGAAAAUAUAUAAAAUUGUGUCAAUAUAUAAAAUUUCUUGGAGCCUCCCCCCUGGCUUAUCCAUUUACAUAUGGUCUAUGGCUGCUUUUGUGCUAUCAUGGCAGACUUGAGUAGUUAAAACAGAGACCAUAUAGCACAAACAGCCUAAAAUAGCUGCUAUCUGGCACUGUAGAGAAAACGUUUGUGGACCUUUGGUUUACAUAAUCUAAAAUGUAGGUUUACUUCUUAAGUUUGUCUUCAUAGAAGAUUGAACUCUUUGCUUUUACUGUUGAACUAAUGGUUUGGAAGCCUAAGAUUUCCUAGUGGUUCUUAAACUGGUAACUAUUCAAAAUGGAAAAUGUUCCAGCUGUUUUAUGUCAUGAAGUCUCGGAUGCCAACGACAAAUUUGGAAGGAUGUCUGUACCUUUGGAAAGAAAGGGAAGAAUUCCAGAAUCCCAGCACUGUUCUUUGAAGCAUGCAUAUUGAGGGGGUGCCUGAGUGGCUCAGUCGGUUAAGAGUGAAGCAUGCAUAUUGACCUUUAGGGUUUGCCUCAGUGAGUCAAUGUUAUAUUUUGACUUUAAAGUAAGGACCUCGUUCUAGAAUCGCGUUUGAAUUCUAAAUUGGAAAGAUAUUUUCAGAGCAUUUCUGAAGUACUAUUUUCUGGUUAGGAAUUAGGUUUUAAAAGAAUCAUGGUAAAUAAACCUUAAUCCAUUGAUAGUCUUAUAAUUUGGACAAUGAAAAAUAGAAACAACAAUCCUCUCACGCAAGAGCUUUGAUUCAAAUACUGCUUAGAAGAGUUUAAAAUCUUCCUGCUUUUUUGGAUAUAAUAGGAUACUAUCCCCUGAUUUGACAUUCAGAUUAAGACUUCUGAGGUAUUGGAAAAUGUUCUCUUGGUAGAUUUUAUUUAAUCUCUGGUACUUUGUGUCAUUUAAAUGUUACUCAGUUAAACACCUAGAGUUGACUAAUAUUCGGGGAGGAAAAAGUGAGUAAAAUAAAUAACAAACUCACCCAGAGAAGUACUCUCUUAGGAUAGCUACCUUCUUCAUGUCGUUGCCAUCUAGGUUGAAACACUAAAGGUAGAGGCUACAGGUGAUCUGAAUAAAGUGGAAACUGCAGUUGAGGUGAUGAAACAGAACUUUUAGAUCAAGCAAAUAUUUCCACAGCGUUUUAAAAAUCAUUGGUAAAUUUCUCUUCCUGAAAAAAAGCAGUCAAAGGUAAUACAUGGCACAAUUUCUACCCUGAUGGAUAUUAGGUACUUAGCGUUUGAUGAUUAAUUGAGACAUCAAGUGUCAAUUAACUGGCAGGCUGGUUUGGAAGAAGAAAAACAACUUUCUCUUAGCUCGAGCUUGCAGCUUGUUACUCUCCAGAUAGUGCCUUUGAAAACAAAGUCUAGGCCUUUUAAAGUAUUUUAUUUCUAACAUCGUAAGAAAUGAACUGGUUCCAUAUUCUCCUUUAUCUUUUACAUAAUACUUUAUAAUUUGCAGAUUUAAAGUAAAGUAUAUGAAUUGUGUUUUGGUAAAGCCCUUUCAUGGCCAGCUUGAUUAUUGCGUACUACCAGACGUCAACAGCUAAUGUUUUAUGAAAUCAGUGAUUUAUUUUAUUAAAAGUGUGCUUUAGCCUGAAAGUUCUUGCUGCCCUAUCAUUAACAAAACAGAAAGUUUUUUAAACUAAUUUUAAUUUUAAUUCAUUCUCCUGAAAUUAAAAUUCCUGGUUAGAAGUGGAGUGGAUGCUAUUUAUAAUCCAACUUUUUACAUUACUUUCAUUGAUCUUCCUAUCCUUUCUUUUCACUCCAAAGAAAAGAUGAUAGAAUAAUGCAUUAGAUACACUAUACAGAUGCACAAUUAUAAUGUUUUUCAUUUUACUGUUGGAAUUUCUUAUAACAUUGUAUGAUAACCUGAAAUGUUUACUUGUGCCUUUGCUUUAAACAGUUAUUAAAGUUUUUCAUUUU
Messenger RNA from Hyaena hyaena (striped hyena), 6836 nucleotides. RefSeq names its product ecotropic viral integration site 5 (gene EVI5). The record is from RefSeq and is a predicted model, not a curated record. Lineage: Eukaryota; Metazoa; Chordata; Mammalia; Carnivora; Hyaenidae. The transcript has 20 exons. The coding region runs from base 355 to 2832 and encodes 825 amino acids.